Molecule: messenger RNA, 2303 nt
Organism: Silurus meridionalis
Lineage: Eukaryota; Metazoa; Chordata; Actinopteri; Siluriformes; Siluridae
Gene: f2rl2
Product: coagulation factor II (thrombin) receptor-like 2
Exons: 2
Coding region: 424-1551 (375 amino acids)
Biological process (GO): thrombin-activated receptor signaling pathway; positive regulation of Rho protein signal transduction; phospholipase C-activating G protein-coupled receptor signaling pathway
Cellular component (GO): membrane
Molecular function (GO): thrombin-activated receptor activity
Source: RefSeq, a predicted model, not a curated record
AAACUAGAAAGAUUAAAAAGGUUCUAAAGACAAAAAAACAAACAAUAAAUAUGUAAAAUAUUGAUUCUAUAUUUUUUUAAAAAGCAAGUCUGAACAAUAAAGCAAAUUGUGUAUGAGGCAUUGUAUGGAAAAAAAAAAGUCAAGAAGAACAUUGUGUAAAAAAUAGACAUCAGACAUCAGCAAUCUCCACCCACAUUGCCACAACAAUUUCCUGGCAUGUGCGACUGUGAGUAAUUCUGCAGCCAGUGUUGUAAAAGUCUGCACAGGAAACCGCCCAACAGCUGUGAGGGAUGAAGACUAUAGAAAACUCCAACUUCUGCUGGACGAGCUGUUUUUCAUCUGCCUUUGGAUUUUGUUCUUUUAUUCGAAGAUGUGUCUAAUUAAUUGUACUGGUUGUAACCACCAAAAGAAAAAGAACGAUAGAUGAAAGAUAGACUGCCAGGACUUCAUGCGGAGACAAACAUGUGGGGACGGCUUUUGAUACUUGUGUAUGCUUCGAUGCUGGUGGACACAAGCCAUGCUCAAGAUACACACAACUCUACCAUAGCAACACCAAGCAGCUUGCGUCCAAGAACAUUUUAUGGAAAAGCCACGGAUGAUAAUUUAACCAUAGAUCUACCGCAAAUUGACAUCUCCACCAAUCAUGUCAAAUACACAGCCGGAUUUAUCAGGACCAGGAUCAUUCCAGGAGCUUAUCUGAUCGCAAUUGUUAUCGGAAUCCCUUCUAACACCCUGAUAUUGGCAUUUCUCAGUCGGAAGAUUAGAAGUUUAUCUAGCUCGAUCCUCUACUUAGGCCUGGCAGCCUCAAACCUUCUCCUUCUGGUCUCUCUCAUAUUUAAAGUCCACUACCAUCUGAACUACAACAACUGGGUGUUUGGAGAAUUUGCCUGCAAACUUGUGACAGCUUGCUUUUACGGUAACAUGUACUGCUGUAUACAUUCUCAUAUGUGUGUUAGCAUGCUGCGGUACUUGGCGGUGGUGCAUCCGUUCCUGUACAGAGGACUAUCUAAAAGAUCUUGCACAACCUGGGCGAGCUUGACCGUGUGGGUUGUUUUUGCUAUUGCCAUGACUCCAGAACUCCUCACUCGUCAAAGCUACUACCUCAAAGACGUUGGGAUCGUCUCAUGCCAUGACUUUAUGCCUUAUGACGAGAAACUAUACAACCUCCUGAUUCUUUAUAGAUUAUGCCUAAUUUUUCUAGGCUUCAUAUUUCCUUUCGCGGUCAUUGUGUUUGCUUACGGCUCCAUUGUACAACACCUACGCAGGUCAAGCUGUGAUUUCACAUGUUACAUCAAAGCAAGCACACUUGUUUUCUUGAUCUUCUUAGUGUGUUUCACUCCAAGUAACAUAAUCCACUGGCUACAUUAUGUAAGACUGUUUUCUAGCAAUCAAGAUGACUUUUACAAUUACUUCAGUGUAGCUGUGUGUGUCUGCUGCUUUCACAGCUGCCUGGACCCCUUCCUUUCUUACUUUAUAACAAAGACUUCAAACUCCAGGGUAAAUUUUAUCUCCCUCGCCAGAACAUCUCUGAGGAGUUCAGUGAUUAUGUAAACAACUGGGGAGCUCAGUUUUUGGUAUUAUCGUGGGAAGGCAGAGGGGUGGUCUAGAUUGAAAAUAGCUACACAAUAGUUGCAGGAUGUUAUUGAUUGUUAGGACAGAAGUGAUGGAGGCGUGCGAGAAACUGGAGAAAAUUAAACACAAUUUAACAGUGAUACUUGAAAUGUUGUAACCAUUACUAUGUUACAGACAAACACGAUGUUGAAUUCACAUUCAAGAACCUACAGUACAUUGGGCAAGAGAAGGGAGUAUAACAAUUUUUGUUCGGGCAACACACAUUUGUUUUUAAAACGAUGCAAUUUUAAAAGUGAUAUAUUUCCCUAUUGGCACAAUUCUCAGAAAAAAAAAAAAUGCUGACACUUCUUCCACUGUUGCUUUUCAAAAGAAAAUCCUAUUGUCUAUAAACGCUGAUGUCCAGCUUUAAUCAUGAGUCAAAAAUGGGGUUUCCAUAUUUUUUUUCACAAUAAUUUCUCUGUACACGUUAUAAUUUCUUCAUAAAAACUACUCUUAAUAUCUCCAGCAAAUUUCUUAAUCUAGACAGUUUUGCAUACAAGUGGCUGUAGGCCAUUUGUUUGUACUUUAAUUGCAAUAAACAUUGCUAUAUUUUGUCCACUAUAAUACAAUACAAGUUUAUACAAUAUUUUACCAGAGAUUGAAAACUUAGGGAUGAAAAGAUCUAGAAGUAUACUGUUAUACACUGGAUAGAAAUAUUUUUAUUAUCAGCAACACCACACAAAAUAGUAGGA